AUGGAGAACAAUGGUAGACGUACUCUAGCGGAUCACACCACUGUUGUUGGUCCUCAUCACUUUAAUAUCAUUGCAAGGCUGAGGGUUAAUGCUGGAAACAUGGAGGUGAAACCGGCGUUGAUACAAUUGGUGAAGAGCAACCCAUUCAAUGAACUGUCUCAUGAAAGUCCAUAUGAACAUCUGACCACAUUCAAUGAGAUUUGCAACAUUGUGAAGAUCAAUGGUGUACCUGAUGAGGCUAUUAAACUUAGCCUGUUUCCUUUCUCAUUGGGAGGCAACACUAAGCUAUGGUUGAAGUUUGUCGUUGAAGAUAGCUUUACUGAAUAG
Messenger RNA from Vigna radiata var. radiata (mung bean), 327 nucleotides. RefSeq lists its product as uncharacterized. The record is from RefSeq and is a predicted model, not a curated record. The coding region runs from base 1 to 327 and encodes 108 amino acids. The transcript has a single exon. Lineage: Eukaryota; Viridiplantae; Streptophyta; Magnoliopsida; Fabales; Fabaceae.